GAAUGAGAGUUAAUUGAGAGUGAGUUGUGGGGCGGUCGCCUCUCUCAGCUGAGAUAUUUACUGCACUCUCUUGCACUCCAGAUGGGGCCUCGGGCACACUCUGCUUGGUCUAGAGUAACUCUCGACUGUCCUCUCGACGCUCUCACACUCUAAACAUGGCAGCCAGGGAGAAGAAGGUUGACGAAACAAGUUAUGAGAGCCUGGCUGAGGUAUUCCGCUGUUUCAUCUGCAUGGAGAAACUUCAGGAUGCUCAUCUGUGCCCACACUGCUCAAAGUUGUGCUGCUACCUUUGUAUUCGCCGUUGGUUGACAGAACAACGGCCUCAGUGUCCUCAUUGCCGAGCCAACCUUCACCUUCAUGAGCUUGUCAAUUGCCGCUGGGUGGAGGAGGUCACACAGCAGCUGGAUACCCUGCAGCAGGCAGGAGUAAGACCUUCACCACCAGACACUGACAAAGACAAGUGUGAACGCCACCAAGAAAAAUUGAGCGUAUACUGUUGGACGUGUGGGAAAUGUAUAUGUCAUCAGUGUGCCCUCUGGGGUGGAACACACUCGGGCCAUACUUUUAAGCCUCUAGAGGAAGUCUAUGAACAACAUAUAACACAAAUCAGAGAGGAAGUAGCUCAGUUAAGGAGAAGAUUGCAUGAAUUGGUAUCUCUUGUACAGGAAGUGGAAAGAAAUGUGGAAUCUGUCAGAGCGGCUAAGGAUGAAAGGGUACGAGAAAUUCGCAAUGCCGUGGAACUGAUGAUCGCUCGGCUUGACUCUCAGCUCAAGUCAAAGUUGCUCACAUUAAUGGGUCAAAAAAAUUCUUUAACGCAAGAAACAGAGCAGCUAGAAUCUUUGUUGCAGGAGAUUGAACACCAGUUACACACUUGCUCAAAAUCUGAACUGAUCCAGCACUCUCCUAACCUCCACUCUAUGAUUGCACCUGUGAAUAAAAAGCCCAUGGCUUCCUUUGUCACAGCUCCUGUACCUGCUGAUUUUCAAAGUGAAAUAGUCCCUCAGUAUGACAGUAGUACCUUUGUCAUGAACAACUUCUCUCAGUUACAACACAAGGCUGAUCCGGUUUACUCUCCGCCACUUCAUGUCAAUGGCCUCUCUUGGAGGCUAAAAGUUUACCCAGAUGGCAAUGGUGUAGUCCGAGGGAAUUACCUGUCUGUCUUCCUAGAGCUUAGUGCUGGUCUGCCAGAAACUUCAAAAUAUGAGUAUAGAGUGGAAAUGAUUCAUCAAGGUUCACGAGAUGCAAGUAAAAAUAUUGUCCGAGAAUUUGCAUCAGACUUUGAAGUAGGCGAGUGCUGGGGCUACAAUAGAUUCUUUCGUCUAGAUCUCCUUGCAAAUGAAGGAUAUCUGAAUACAGAAACUGACACACUUAUACUCAGGUUUCAGGUGAGGCCUCCCACGUUCUUCCAGAAGUGUCGUGAUCAGUUGUGGUAUAUUCAUCAGCUGCAAACACUUCAGGCUCAGUAUAUUCAACAGAUAAAUAAUCUUAAGGAGAGAAUUGCAAUUGAGCUUUCGCGGAAUUCAGUAACAAGCAACAAGAAUGUGAACAGUUCUACUGGAUUUUCACGUGUAGAAAGACCUCAGUCGGCCUCUCCCAAACCGAAUCCUAUAAGUUCACAUCCGCACCACCCACAUCCUCUCCCACAAACCAAACCACAAAGAAAUCACCAUGUCAACAAAAGUGUUGACCCAGUGGAGUUAGAAGCAGAGAGACAGUCUACAAGUUCUUCUGAUACUGAGGAUUUAAGUGAAGGCGAGCUAAAUGAGCAAGAAGAAGGGCCAGAUCACAGUGUUGCUACAGCUGAAUAUGCCAGUAAUGAUGAAAAUGAUGUUGAUGAUGAAACAAUGAGCGGAGACAAUGACGUGGAACACUCUGCUGCCUCAUCACUUUUAGCAAGCCUCCAUGAGGCUACUGCAAUGCAUGAGGGACCAAUACUAAAUCAUAGUCGGUCACACAGUUCCAGUUUCCUCUCAGAUCUUGACUCUCUGACAGAGCAGUUAGGUGCAGUAGGAAGCAUUCAACCAGACCUAAGCUCUCCCCAGGGUGAUGAAAUGAUGCUGCUGCACUUACUAGAGAUGCAGGGACGAGGCGGCCCAGAUCAUCGAAGACCUUGGAGCAAACCCGGCUUAGGAGGCAUAAGUUCAAGACACAAGUCAAACCGUAUGGUUCGUAAGCCACUCCUGCCUAUUGCUUCAAGUGUCCUAGACACCCUGCAGUUGGAUAUGGCAACACUGCUGCAGUCCAACCUUACCACACACAAUGGCAUAACAUCACUUCAGGCGCACACUGGCAUACCGGACCAUGAUCGUCCUCUCGUCCAUUUGCAACAUCCACAUUCUUUAAAUAAUUCCAGUCCGUCUCUGAAGAGUGGGUACAGGCCUCCAUUGGCCCCACGUCCUUCCCUAUACACACAACAUUUAUCAGAAGAAGCUAAGAAGGAAGCCCAGUCUACAACUAGUGUUGCAGAUAAGGAUUUAAGCGAGUCAUCAAUGUGCGACCUCUCCUUGGAUCCUGUGUCACUUUCUGACAUGACCUUAGAAGAAGGACCUUUGUCUGGGGCUGAAGAACCUGAAUCUCUAGGAGCGUCUGCUACAGCAACAAGUGGAACAUCAUGUGCAGCUGGUGGAACAUUAUCUGGAGGAGGGCACGCUGCCGGGGAAGGGGAGAGUGGCAUCAACAGCGACAACACCAGCGGAUAUGUCAGCGACGGCGGAACAGAGGUACCUUGCAUCCCCGCCCUCAACACUGCAAGGCUCAUCGCACGCAUGAACAAAAUGGCAGAAACCAAAGGAAGUGAGAAGGGCAGUUGGGCAGCAGCUGCCGCAGGUCUCCCGUUUACCCUUGGCUUUAAAGUGCCCGCAGAGAAGCAUACCCAAGAUAAAACUCAGGACAAGAACAGGGAGAAAGAUGAUAAAAGACCCACUAAAGAUGAUAAGUGAAAAGAAACAUCAUGAUGUUGGUCUUAAAACAGCAGGAGAUGCAGAGGGCUUCAGAUCAAAAUAGUUUAAUAUAAAUUUUGUAGACAAAAUGCAGUAUUAAUUGAUAACAAUUUCCAUAAAGAAUAAACAAAAUGAAGAGCAAAAACAGCUGAAAAGAUUUACUUAAAUGCAAAUAUUGCCAGGAUUAUUGUUGAUGCCACAAGAUCAAGACUGAUAGUUUAAGAAAUAUUUGAAUUAAAAUAAAUGUUAUACUUUUAGGCUAAGUGUACAUUAAGAACAAAGUUUAGAGAAUAAGCAAAUUCAUUUUAGACUCAUUCCUUUAGAUUGGUUGUAUAAUUUUUCACAAAUAUGAAGUUCAAUUAUUGUUUAAAAGAGCCAGUAUUUUGGACUAAAGUUGCCAGAGUGCAAGUCUCAGGAAGUUUGUUUGGCAGUAAACAAUUACAAUUACAAAAAAUACACGAUUUUUGUAGAUGUACUAUGUCAUGUAAAUUGAAUAAUUAAAAAAUGAGAAGCAAAUCCAUAUAAAGAUAGGCCUACAGAAAGAUGUUUAAUUUACAUAAAUAUUCAUGUCUUGUAAGGAAGCUAGAUGCAAACUAAACUAGCAUUAUACUGUAAAUUUUAUUCUUAAGUUUUCAAACCAUGUGGCAUAAUAAUUUUGCCACAUGGUAAAAUAAAUGCUACUGCAUGUUUAAUAUAGUUUUAGACUGAAUAAAAUAUUGUUUCAAGGUAA
Molecule: messenger RNA, 3669 nt
Organism: Procambarus clarkii (red swamp crayfish)
Lineage: Eukaryota; Metazoa; Arthropoda; Malacostraca; Decapoda; Cambaridae
Product: E3 ubiquitin-protein ligase TRIM37
Biological process (GO): protein autoubiquitination; negative regulation of centriole replication
Cellular component (GO): aggresome; peroxisome
Molecular function (GO): ubiquitin protein ligase binding; zinc ion binding; ubiquitin protein ligase activity
Source: RefSeq, a predicted model, not a curated record